Molecule: messenger RNA, 2656 nt
Organism: Odobenus rosmarus divergens (Pacific walrus)
Lineage: Eukaryota; Metazoa; Chordata; Mammalia; Carnivora; Odobenidae
Gene: GATA3
Product: GATA binding protein 3
Exons: 5
Coding region: 430-1761 (443 amino acids)
Biological process (GO): immune system development; regulation of epithelial cell differentiation; embryonic organ development
Cellular component (GO): nucleus
Molecular function (GO): zinc ion binding; DNA-binding transcription factor activity, RNA polymerase II-specific; RNA polymerase II cis-regulatory region sequence-specific DNA binding
Source: RefSeq, a predicted model, not a curated record
CCUUCUCUCCUCCGCAGGUGACCCGAGGAGAGCCUCAGCCUCCGAGCCGCUGAGCAAGCCCCGGUGCAGAAGAGCCCCACUUGCAGAAUUCCAGCCACCUUCGCUCGCCCUCCUCCCCCUUUAGAAUUUGGUUCCCCCUGUAGCCUUCCGUACCUGUUUUUCUGGAAUUUCUUUUUUUCUUCCUCUUCUUCUCUUAGCUAAAAUACUGCUUAAAGGUUUUUUGUUUUUUUUUUUUAAUCUCCUUUGCUCACCUUUCCUUCCUAGUUUUCCCAUUGCCCCACUGAAAACAAAUCAUUAAACGACCCCCGCCCCUCCGACGGCAGGAGCACCUGCAGAGUCUCAGAGCCCCGCGACCCUCCAGUCCGACCGCCCUCCCUCUCCGCGCGCGGGUUCCGGGCCCGGCGAGAGGGCGCGAGCGCAGCCGGGGCCAUGGAGGUGACGGCGGACCAGCCGCGCUGGGUGAGCCAUCACCACCCCGCGGUCCUCAACGGGCAGCACCCGGACACGCACCACCCGGGCCUCGGCCACUCCUACAUGGACCCCGCGCAGUACCCCCUGCCCGAGGAGGUGGAUGUACUUUUUAACAUCGACGGUCAAGGCAACCACGUCCCUUCCUACUACGGAAACUCCGUGAGGGCCACGGUGCAGAGGUACCCUCCGACCCACCACGGGAGUCAGGUGUGCCGCCCGCCCCUGCUGCACGGAUCCCUGCCCUGGCUGGACGGCGGCAAAGCUCUGGGCAGCCACCACACCGCGUCGCCCUGGAACCUCAGCCCCUUCUCCAAGACGUCCAUCCACCACGGCUCCCCGGGGCCCCUGUCCGUCUACCCCCCGGCUUCGUCCUCCUCGCUGUCGGCGGGCCACUCCAGCCCGCACCUCUUCACCUUCCCGCCCACCCCGCCGAAGGACGUCUCCCCGGACCCGUCCCUGUCCACUCCGGGCUCGGCCGGCUCGGCCCGGCAGGACGAGAAAGAGUGCAUCAAGUACCAGGUGCCGCUGCCCGACAGCAUGAAGCUCGAGUCCACGCACUCGCGGGGCAGCAUGACCACCCUGGGAGGGGCGGCCUCGUCGGCGCACCACCCCAUCACCACGUACCCGCCCUACGUCCCCGAAUACAGCUCCGGACUCUUCCCGCCCAGCAGCCUGCUGGGGGGCUCCCCCACCGGCUUCGGAUGUAAGUCGAGACCCAAGGCGAGAUCCAGCACAGGCAGGGAGUGUGUGAACUGCGGGGCCACCUCAACCCCACUAUGGCGGCGGGAUGGCACCGGGCAUUACCUGUGCAACGCCUGUGGGCUCUACCACAAAAUGAACGGACAGAACCGACCCCUCAUCAAGCCCAAGCGAAGGCUGUCGGCAGCAAGAAGAGCAGGUACGUCCUGUGCAAACUGCCAAACCACCACCACGACGCUCUGGAGAAGAAAUGCCAAUGGGGACCCCGUCUGUAAUGCCUGUGGGCUGUACUACAAACUUCACAAUAUUAACAGACCCCUGACCAUGAAGAAGGAAGGCAUCCAGACCAGAAACCGAAAAAUGUCUAGCAAAUCCAAAAAGUGCAAAAAGGUGCAUGACACGCUGGAGGACUUCCCCAAGAGCAGCUCGUUCAACCCGGCUGCCCUCUCCAGACACAUGACCUCCCUCAGCCACAUCUCCCCAUUCAGCCACUCCAGCCACAUGCUGACCACCCCGUCGCCGAUGCACCCCCCGUCUAGCCUCUCCUUUGGACCUCACCACCCUUCCAGUAUGGUCACUGCCAUGGGCUAGAGCCCCUGCUCGAUGCUUCUAGGCCUCCCGGCGAGAGUCCCUCCAGCCCCUCCUACGUGCAUUUUUGCAGGAGCAGUAUCAUGAAGCCGAGAACCGAUGGAUCUAUGUUUUGAAGGCAGAAAGCAAAAGGGCGGUUGUCACUUUUGCAAAGGACCUCACUGUGCUGUGUUCUCGAUCACCGAAUCUGGAUCCCAUUUGUGAAUAAGCCAUUCAGACUCAUAUUCCCUAUUUAUCAGGGUCUCUCUAGUGCUGUGAAAAAAAAAGAAAAAAGAAAAAAAGAAAACAAACCAUGCCGAACAUUGCAUAUAACUUAUAUUGUAAGAAAAUACUGUACAUUUGAAGAAGACGUUAUUGCAUCUGGGGAGCUGUAAGAAAGGCAUUGAAGGACGCCAAGAAUCUUAAGGAAUACGGGGAAAUAAAGUGUGGAAAUUAAGAAGAAACUAGGUCUGCUAUUCACAUGGACAGACCGCCAGUGUUGAUUCCUUGCACUGGUCACAGUUGGAUGCAUUAAGAGGAUAAAAAAAAAAAAGAAAAAAAAGAAAAAAAAAAGAAAAAAGUCGUAGGCAAAUCAUUCGUUCAAAGCGGUGGGCCUCUGUCUAGAAGAUUCUAUCAGUUCUGGGUGGUCAGUGUGGCCACUCAUGCACACAUUGCCAUCAAAGGGGUCCCAGAGCUUCGCUCAGGCCUCCCCGCUUUGUGAACAAGUCCCUGUAAUUGUUGUUUGUAUGUAUAAUUCAAAGCACCAAAAUAAGAAGAGAUGUAGAUUUAUUUCAUCAUAUUAUACAGACUGAAUUGUUGUACAAAUUUAUUUACUGCUAGUGUUAAGAACUACUUUUUGUUUUCAUAUUUUCCUUCUUUCUCGAUUUUUUGGUUGAAUAAACUAGAUGACAUUCAGUUG